UGAGUCAACACGGCGAAGCUCUCCAAGGACUUGAAAGGGCGCUCAGCUGCUUUUGGACAGCAAUUGAACCUUAUCUAAGGUCAAUUGACUUUCGCGACCAGCCGCUACUGCACUGCAAAACUACCCCUCCAUCUACCCCGCGGACCCUCGCAGUAUUUGCUUAGAUAAAGCAUCAGGAAGGAUCGAGACGAUACAAUAACAAAGAUGGCGUCCACAGUAUCAACAGCAAACGAUGAGGAUCCCAAGGUCUCGAUCACACCACUUCUCAAACGACUCUGGCACGAAUCAACAUCGACAAAACCUACCGCAGACGAGAUCGCUGCUGCUCUCUCCUUGAUUUUCACAAACAGCCUAUCAGAGGUCCAAAUUGGUGCUCUUUUGACAUGUCUCCAUUUCACGGAUGAAGACAGACAGGCUGAUGUACUUGCCAAAUGCUCAAAGGCUAUGAGAGACUUCUCGACCAAGAUCGAUUUUGAGUCGCUCAAUCAAGUACUUCAGAAACGUGGAAGGAGGGAGGGCAACUACCAUGGAGGUCUGGUCGACAUAGUUGGCACUGGAGGUGACUCGCACAACACCUUCAACAUCUCAACAACAUCUUCUAUCCUCGCUAGUGCCCUGCUCAUGGUCGCAAAGCACGGCAACAAAGCUUCAACAUCGCGCUCUGGAUCGGCAGAUCUUCUGGCUUGCGCCCCACCAAAGGCCCCAAUAAUCACAGCGGUCGCACCUAGAACCAUCAACCAAGUCUACUCGGAAACCAACUACGCCUUCCUAUAUGCGCCGAUUUUCCACCCCGGAGCGAGACAUGCUGCCUCGAUCCGCAAGCAACUCGGCUGGCGCACAAUCUUCAACCUCCUAGGACCCCUUGCAAACCCCCUGCACGACCAGAUCGAGGCACGAGUCCUUGGUGUAGCCCGCCGGGAAAUCGCCCCUGACUUUGCUGAAGCACUGCGCCAAUCUGGCGCAAGAAAAGCCCUAGUCAUGUGCGGUGACGAGGAGCUAGAUGAGCUCUCCUGCGCUGGACCAACACACUGCUGGCGCCUGGAAGAGAACUCUUCAGGCGAAGUCGAUAUCAACUUCUUCAAGCUCUCCCCUGAGGACUUCGGGCUACCGACACACCCAUUGAGCGAAGUAUCGCCAGGUCAAUCGCCAGAGAUGAACGCUGAGAUUCUGAUGAAGAUCUUGACGGGUGAAGUCUCGCCCGACGACCCAAUCUUGCACUUCGUCUACAUCAACACCGCUGCCCUGCUCGUCAUCAGCGGUAUCUGCGAUGCAGAUACGAGCGACAUGGGCGAAGGUGACGACGGCAAUGUCAUCAAAGAAGUCGGCCCUGGCGGCGGGCGCUGGAAAGAGGGUGUUCGAAGAGCGAAAUGGGCUAUCUCGAGCGGCGAGGCGUACAGACAGUGGCAAAACUUCGUCGAGGUCACUAACAGGGUGGCCUAGAAGUCUUUCCCGAUCAAGAGGUCUUGUACAUACAUCUUUCCGAGGCAAAAUCU
Messenger RNA from Macroventuria anomochaeta, 1493 nucleotides. RefSeq names its product anthranilate phosphoribosyltransferase. Gene Ontology annotation, molecular function: anthranilate phosphoribosyltransferase activity. The transcript is spliced from 2 exons. The record is from RefSeq and is a predicted model, not a curated record. Gene Ontology annotation, cellular component: cytosol. Gene Ontology annotation, biological process: L-tryptophan biosynthetic process. Lineage: Eukaryota; Fungi; Ascomycota; Dothideomycetes; Pleosporales; Didymellaceae. Bases 205 to 1440 code for a protein of 411 amino acids.